This is a messenger RNA of Cryptotermes secundus, 4540 nucleotides long. RefSeq names its product mannosyl-oligosaccharide alpha-1,2-mannosidase IA. NCBI's taxonomy places the organism in Eukaryota, Metazoa, Arthropoda, Insecta, Blattodea, Kalotermitidae. Bases 564 to 2222 code for a protein of 552 amino acids. Gene Ontology annotation, molecular function: calcium ion binding; mannosyl-oligosaccharide 1,2-alpha-mannosidase activity. Gene Ontology annotation, biological process: carbohydrate metabolic process; N-glycan processing. Gene Ontology annotation, cellular component: endoplasmic reticulum; Golgi membrane. The record is from RefSeq and is a predicted model, not a curated record. The transcript is spliced from 10 exons.
UUGUGUGUUAUAGUGGUGUGCAUUUUGUCUCUCUCGUCAGUGAGUGUGUGUACUUCAACAUCUUGUUGCGUAUGCGACUUAAGGAACUGGAUACAUUUACCUUACAUUGGGAUCCACAAUUCUUGAUUUUCUUAAGCUUUCAAGUUUUAAAUCUGCAGGAAGAUAUAGUGGAUAGCAGAGUCGAGCCUAAACGUGCUGCUGGCAACCUGCCAGCACUGUCGUACACGUGGUAUCGGGGCCCCGUGGGGACCCAUGACCGUAUAUUUAUUCACCUAAAACCACUAUUUUUUUUUAUUUAACCUGCACUUUGAUGAAGGGAGUAGUUGGUGUUUCUAGAUUGCCUCUGAAACAACCGAUGCUGCCAGACUGUUCUGCGUUCAACGUUAUAGGCAGUUCACACGAACUAAAUUAUCUUGUGUUCAUCAAAACGUUCAUUUCUUUAAGUCGAACAGUUCGCUUGUAGAAUCAAACUCGUCCUAUGAAGAAGUUAUAACACUACUUUGAAGAAGAUCGGAUUGAGGGAUGCCGUACAAUUGCAGAAUUGUUACAUUUUAACAGUAAAUAUGCGUUAUUUAGUAGUGAAUGCAGUUGUUUCGCUUGUGACUGUUGUAACGCUUGUGUUAGUCCUAAUGGCUUGUCAGCGUCCUCUGGCAGUGGAGUCGCACCCUCCAGUGGUGCUGAAUACAUCCCUGGCAAAAGCUGCAGCAGAAGCAAAUAGUGUUUCAGCAGCUGUCACCACUGCUGAACCAGAAUCUAGCACUGACUGUAAUGCAUUGACAACUUCAUACGUAGAAACAACAACUGAGAACUCGCAGACCAGUGAAACCAAUGGAACGUUGAUGCAACGUAAUAAAAUAAAAGAGAUGAUGAAACAUGCGUGGGACAAUUAUAUGCGCUAUGCCUGGGGGAAGAAUGAGCUGCGGCCAAUCAGUAAAAGGGGUCAUAGUGCAAGCAUCUUUGGAUCCAUGUCCCUGGGUGCAACAAUUGUUGAUGGUUUGGACACCUUGUAUAUCAUGGGUUUGGAAGAGGAAUUCAAAGAGGGCAGGGAUUGGAUAGCAGAGAAUUUUGACAUCAACUUGGCAACCACAGACCUCUCAGUAUUUGAAACAAACAUCCGUUUUGUGGGUGGUCUUCUGACAUGCUUUGCUCUGACAGGAGAUGUUAUUUUCCGGGAUAAAGCUGAACAGGUUGCAAGGAAGCUGCUGCCUGCAUUCCAGACCCAGACUGGCAUUCCACACUCCCUAAUCAACAUUAAAACAGGGUCAAGCAAGAAUUAUGGCUGGGCAAGUGGCGGCUGCAGCAUUUUGUCAGAGGUGGGAACUCUGCAUCUUGAGUUUGCGUACUUGUCAGAUGUGACAGGUGACCCAGUGUACCGUGCCAAAGUGGACCACAUCCGACGUGUGAUUCAGAGCAUGGACAAACCACGUGGUCUCUAUCCCAACUAUAUCAAUCCAAAAACAGGCAAAUGGGGUCAACAUCACAUGUCAAUGGGAGGUCUUGGUGACAGUUUUUAUGAGUACUUGUUGAAGGCGUGGCUUCAGUCAGGGAGGGAAGACCAGGAAGCACGACAGAUGUACGAUGAUGCAAUACAUUAUGUUUUGAUGUAUAUGCUUAAGGUAUCAUCUGGUGGUCUCACAUAUAUUUCUGACAUGAAGUUUGACCGACUAGAACAUAAGAUGGACCAUCUAGCAUGUUUCUCAGGUGGUAUGAUUGGACUUGGAGCUCACACAUUGAAGAAUGAUUUAUCCAAACGCUACAUGGAGAUAGCGGAGGCUAUUACCAACACCUGUCAUGAAUCAUAUGACCGUACAGCUACAAAGUUGGGGCCUGAGGCAUUCCGCUUCACUGAGGCCAUUGAGGCUAAAGCACUCAAGAGCAAUGAAAAGUAUUACAUUCUUCGGCCAGAAGUGAUAGAGUCAUACUUCAUUAUGUGGAGGCUGACAAAGCAGCAGAAAUAUCGGGAUUGGGGCUGGGAAGCAGUGCAGGCAAUUGAGAAACACUGUAAAGUAGCAGGUGGCUAUACAGGACUAAAAAACGUGUACCUGGAAGAUCCACCAAAGGACGAUGUGCAACAGAGUUUUUUCCUCGCAGAAACACUGAAAUAUCUGUACCUGUUGUUUAGUGAUGAUAGUCUAAUGUCAUUGGAUGAGUGGGUGUACAACACAGAAGCACACCCUCUUCCCAUCAAGGGAGUCAAUCCUUUAUACAGGGAACAAGUAUAAGGCUUGUAAUCUUAGGGUUUUUGAUUGCCACUUCUAGUAUGUUAAUUUAUUUAUUACAGGCGAAGUUGUUAAAACAGGACUUUGUAAAUUUAACACAAGCAAAUGAAGUUAUAGUAGUAAUGAGUUCUAUGAACAAGGGUCGUAUCAAGAAGGAGCAAUCCUGCAAGAAGUGGGAUUUGAUCACGUGGAAGGUAGUGUUGAAUAAUAUGCCCCAGUGAGCUUAUAGGUAAAACAGAAGAGAAAUAUCAAGAAGACUGAAGGAUGGGGUAUGGAUACCAUUCUUCACAAUGUGAAGACAUCGGUUAUUGCUUCUGUGCAAGAAGAUAUGAACUUGAGAGAUACUGGCACAGGAGUUAAAUUGAAAAUUUUGCUCAAGUGCGAUGAGAAAAAAACUAUAAUUGAACCACAUAGAUUAUAGUUUGUGAAAACCUACCACAACUUGGUCAAAGGAAUAUUUUGCAGCUUCUUCAACUCCAUUUCCUCCCUGGCACUGGUGAUUAACCUCAGGUGUUUUAAUUUAUAUGGUGAUAGCAUUUUGAGGAAAUUCGGAAGUGCAUGAACAGUUUGUUCUUCUAUUUAGGAAACAUUUUUCCAUUGUCUGGAUGAUUCACGAAAGCAAUCUUUUUAUGAAUGUUGCAGUGGCAAUAUGUGGGUUAUCUGUCUCACUUCAAAAUAGUUUUGAGACAUUGGGUCAAUUAUGUUUGAUGCAUUAAGAUAAGUGGGCACUAAUGAAAUGGAAUGCUUGAAGAUUAAUGGAUGAGUUGGUAGUAACAGAGACAUUGAAAUAAAUAGAGAUAGCUCAUUAAUAAGUUAAUAUCUGUAUUUGGCAAUUGAAAUUUGUAGUAUGCAUAAAGAGUGCAGUAUGUAAGAUAUUUCGGCGUGCUGUGAUUUUACAGCCCAUAUGUACAAAGUUUGCUUUUAUCUUUGUUGUCUAUAAUUUAUGUCCAUAGGAAAGAGCAUUUGGCCAAUUGAGUACUGUCUCUGCCCCUUUGAAUUUAUAAGUCAGUUUCAUUGACUUCUCCUCCUGCCCAAACUGGCAAUAUUUUUUUUUUUUUUUUUUUACUGUGGAAAAAUAGAAAAGUGCGUACAAAAAGGAUGGAGAAGAAAUGGACACUUUUAUUGUUGUCUCUCAGAUACUGUAACUUAUGCAGUGAUAUUUUGCUUAACAUUCUAUAGGAAAAACAGGGCUUUGAAUUGAAAUUCAGAAACUUUCUAUUCAUUAUUCAUGAUAGUAAGUUCUUGUAUGGUAUCUAAUUUAUUUGGCUGUUAUGGAGUCAUUAGAUAAGUGGUGACUUUUUAAGGUUGGUCCAUUGUUAAAAUGUUGUUUUCUUGUCUAUUGUAACUGACUCCGUUAUUACCAAUAUUCAGACAAGUACACUUACGUUGUUAUUAUUUAAUGUUAUGGGUAUUUAUUUAUUUUUAAACUUUCAUAUAUCAUGAAGCAAUACUAUGUGAUGGCACUGCUUGUGUAAGGUCACCAAUACUCACUUAUGUUUCUUGUAAGCUGUAUUGGCCCUUGUAGUGCUAUGCCCAGUCAGAUUAAGAGAAAUUAUUAGAAUCAGUUGUAUUAUAUUUGUAUCUGCCAUUCUGGAUAGGUAACGUGUCAGUUCUUUGUGGGAGAAUUGAAAAAUUAUGCCUGUUGUAGAAAAUAUUACAUCUGAAGAUUACUCCAAACUCAUAGCAGCCACUGAGGUAAAAGGUAAAGUUAUACUUGUGCUUAACUAAUCAAGCAUUACACCAUUAAGGCAUAUGGGGAGUGGAUGUAUAGAUCCACUUUGUCUUCAAAUUUGAAAAUUUAAACAGUGUUGCAUGUCACUUCUUGUAUAUUAGCAUCAUGGAAGGCUGGCACUAGAAGGGUUAAACAUAGAAUCUUGGGUCAUGGGUAACUUGAAUGCAUGCAAGGAGGUUGUACUGAAGUCAGCAUACAGUGGUACAGUAAUGCACAACAUCAUUUUCUGCUGUGAGAACCACACUGUACCUUCAUAAAUAUAUGGUAGAUGUAACAGUUUGUGAAGGUUCUAUAAUGUCUUAGCUCCUGUGUUCGUGGUAUAUGAGGAAUAAUCAGGUCAUACAGCACAAACAGGUUAUAUUGGUAAGAAAAUUAAGGUUUUGGUUGAAAUUGAUGUCUCUUCUCUGUUUUUAAACCAGUGAUGUGAACUUAUAGAUGAGGAAAUGAACCAUUCCUCACGUUCAGGAUUGUAUGGCACUGCUAAUAAUUACUGGACUUUGACAGAAGAGAAACUUGAAGAGAGCAGUCUUCUGGGAUGUGGCGCCGUGUAGGUAUUGUGUUAACCGAUGCAGCUGGGUUUAUUCUCGAC